Molecule: messenger RNA, 2877 nt
Organism: Cephus cinctus (wheat stem sawfly)
Lineage: Eukaryota; Metazoa; Arthropoda; Insecta; Hymenoptera; Cephidae
Product: putative protein MSS51 homolog, mitochondrial
Exons: 2
Coding region: 440-1717 (425 amino acids)
Cellular component (GO): extrinsic component of mitochondrial inner membrane
Source: RefSeq, a predicted model, not a curated record
UCCAUUGUCAAUGCAAAAUACACGUCCACAACUUUUCGACAUUAUUUUAGUUGAACAUAGGCGUCAACACAAAGUCGGCUGAAAGUGCUGUUAGUAUAUGCGAGUAUUUGUUGUGUUCGGUACUUUACAGACGUCUGCUUGUAUUUGCUGGAGUCAGUAAAUAAAUUUCAACACAAUGAUAACCUACGAACGUUAUUUAUACUUUUACGGACCUCUAUGUACUUAAUAUUAUUUACUAAUUUCACGUGGAUAUAGUACUUUUCAUUAAGAUAUUCCAGAAAGACAUAAGUUCGCGUACAUGUACUCAACGUUUGAUAUUGUUCAUUUCUUUUGUUCAAUAUUUUAUUCAAUGUAUUACUAUUGCAAAGCAGUCUUCUCUUAAAAGCUCGCUGUGCGUUUGGACAUAAAACAAUCACAUGACUAGUAGCCGAGCACUAUUAUGGAUGAGUUACACAACCUCUUCUUUUAUGCCAACGUGUGCCAUGUGUGUAAAGCCUUUAGCAAGGAAUUACCCUUAAAAAGAUGUGGAAGUUGCCAAAUAAUAUCAUACUGCGGUAAAGAACAUCAGAAACAACAUUGGCCACAGCACAAAUAUCUAUGUAAAAUUCUCUCAGACCUACGACAAGAAACUGGCUCAAGUCUAUUUCCAAAACCUCAAGAUUCUAGUAACAAGAGUUGGCCUCAAGUCAAAACAAAUUUGAUGCUUAUUGUAGCAUUAAAGUCAUCACGUCGUUUGGAGUUGUAUGAGGAACAGAUGUUUAAAUUCCCAAGAGCAUGUGUAGUAUGUCAUGAGAGUGAAUCAAAGACCUUGCAAGAUUGUCAAAAUUGCCCUGGUGCAAGUUUUUGUCCUUUACAUAAGUCAGAUUCAGUGCAUGAAAAACAGUGUGCUUCCCUUAAGCUGUGCUUUGAUCUUGAUGUAACAGCUACAUUGUUCGAACGUCAAGUGCCAAGACAUGUAGUUCCUUUCCAUACGGACAGAGCAUAUUUACCAAGUACAAUAAGAGACUUUAUAGAUCUUUAUGUGAAUGAAAACAAGACAUUGCCCAUGUCUUUUGACUGCCGUAUCGCUUAUACAUCUGAAUAUUUAACCAGACCACUGACCCUGCUCUAUGCUAUACAGAGAUUAGACUAUUCUCCAGGCAUCAAUAUGACGAUCCAUGUAAUUGGGGCGAAUGUAAUCGAAUUAGACGGUUUGGAAGUUUGGGAAAUUUUGCUGCAUUGGCUACCGGCUCUAACUGUGUUGAGAAUCAUAUUAAUUGGCCCGGAACUUACGCGGAGCACUCUAAUACCCAACGUUUGUGAUUGUUGCGCAGUUGAGGACAUGCGCGUCCAUGUGGAUGUAUGUAACAUGCUCUAUCAGGAUUAUGUGAACAGUCACGGGUUCGAGAAUCCAGAUUUCAUUAUUGGAUACAAUGUCGGACUUCACGAAUGCGAAGAUUUUUCAUCGGAAAAUGAUACUUGGUCUCCAUGUGUGAGAUCAUUAGGUACACAAAAUUGCCCAGUUAUAUUAACUUCGUACACGUUGGAAGAAGCAAAGAAAGAUCACGAGAGGAUCUGCGCGGUUCUAGGAGAUACAGUAGCUCUUGUAUUAUGUGAACACAACCCAUUUGCCAGUCUCAGACCUCAUCGAGAUUUUGAGGUUGAAGAUGUAUAUUAUCAAAAUCAAAUUAUUACUAUUUAUCGAGAAUUAAGUGUUGUAACUCUUUGCAUAGUCUGAAAUUAACGUAAUUAAUGCGCUGUUCAGCUAUUGUUAUGUUAAUGACUUUUCAAUUCAAUAUUUAUUGGAUGUGUCACUAAGUCGGAUGCAAUGAUAUACAUAUGCCCAUUCUACUAUUUUCUUCUUUUUUUUUUCGAGAAGUAACCAUCAUCAUCAGUAGAUAGAUUUCUACCUUAGAUUUAAUCGCAAAAUUGUAGAACUCCAGCUGUGAGGUGCAACCUUGUUAUUUAAUUUCCUUACGGUACAUUUAAAGAUCUUUCCCUGCUGUUUACUGGGAUGCUAUCCUUAUCAAUCCCAACAUACGAAUGAUAUAUACUGUUCGCACCCUAUCCUCAUUUACUGCCGUGUAUCGUAGAUUUUGUAUCGUUGUGUAAGACGAUCAGUUGUCAAAUUUAAUACUGAAUCAUUAGAUUUAUGUGAGCGAUGCAUUUCACAUUUUACAAGAGAUAAGCGAGAACACUGGGACCGCGAAUAGUUUCUUAGUUUCCUUAUUGACGCACAGAGUUUUUUUUAACGACCCUUCUACCAAGUAAGGAGUGUGAAAAAAUACAGAAACAAGAUUGAAGAGGCUUUGCGAAAGAUCUUUCGUGAUUAGAGACGCAAUGAUGUUAUUUUAUUAUUGUUACAAAAUCUCGGCCCUAUAAGCAAUCAGCUCAAGAAAGUCUCUUGAAUUGAAGACAAGAGGACGAACUUCGUUCACCCGAAAAUUCGAUUCCUACUUAAUUCUACACCAGUGUUUUUUGUUCUGCGAAUUGCGUAUGAUGGGGCUAUAUGAUAAUUUAUCCCGUCGUUGUGUAAAAACAUACUAUCAUUUAACAAAUAUCAAAAGCAAUGCCGGAUCAAAGAUAUUUAUGAAAUUUUGCCUUGUACACGAGCUGCAUCAGCAUAGCCGACCUUCUGAACGAAAGAGAAAGAAAGCGUACUAACCGUGUAGUAUUGUCAGUGCCUUACGAAUUUACGAAGAAUUCUAGGAAAAAUCCUAAACAUAUUGUCGUGAUAUACCCAUGCAUUGCGGAAAGAUGAACGCAUUAUACAAAUUACAAAUUUAAUAUUUGUUAUUCCAAAGAGCGCUUCGACUCGUCGAUACUUGCAGUAAUUUGGGUAAAGAUAUGUGCAAAAAACAAUGUACAUUUACGAACAAUAAAUGAUUUGGAUACGGC